GGCAUGAAAACUGUAAAACUUAUUUUUGUCUUUUUUAAGCCUCUUACUUAAAUCUGAUGAAAUACAUUAUUUAAAAAGUAAAAAAUUUUGUUUUUUUAUCAAUCCAUUAAAUUUAUGGUUUUAUUUUGGGGCUUUUCUUCCCCUUGGUAAAAAUUAUAUUUACUAAUAUGUAGGCCACUAAUCAAUUUUUGCCAACUAACGAAAUAUAAUAAUUUUAGUAGAUAUCGAUUAUAUGAAUAUUUUUAUUUUCCGGAUACCAAUAUAAUCAAGAAACUGGGAACUUUACAAAUAACUGAAAAUCAAUUUAAAUAAAAGUAAAUAGUUUAAUAAUUUUCCUCUAAACUAUAAAAAUCACUUAGUUUCUUUUAGUCAUAAUUCAUUCAUUUGUAUUAUUCUCAAAUUUCAUUCGCGUUCGUAUUACGAACGCAUAGACGGGACUAUGCUUUACUCUGUUGUUAACGUCAUGCGCCAAUCGGACGAGCUUACGUAACUAGAAUAUCAGGGUGUGCAUAUUUCCGGGUCCCGGUGAAUUCGUAUCUAUUUUAAUCCCCAUCCUAAUUACAGACCAACUGGCAACUCUGGUGCGCAGGUAAUUUUUAAAUAACGCAUUAACUACCGGUGAAUUGGUAACUUUCAUUUUUUAAGUAUUGUUGAUAAUCUAAUAUCGGUAUUCCAGGUAUUUAGCGCUACACUCCUAGAAAAUGGAAAAAAUGUCACAGGAAGUGAAACCGAUGAUGAAACGAAACGCAACAGAGAAAACUUGGAUGAUUGUUUUAAUAGAAGUAAAAUUAAAAAACGGUCACCAAGCAAAGCAGGCAACGAAAACAAGGAAGACAUGGAAAAUGUUAUGAUUACAAUAAUGAAAGAGCUAAUGAAUAAAAACGAUGAAAUGCUUCAGGAAAUAAAACCAAUAAGGAAAGAAUAACAACAAACCAAUAAAGAGUUAAUGGGUGUAAAAGCAGAGAAACAAAAACUAAAAAAAGAAGUAAAACAGCUACAUGAAUGAAUGGAGCAACUGGAGAAAUUUAGCAAAAAGAAAAGCUUGAUCGUAACUGGGUUGAAAGUAGAAACAAAUGAUUAUAAGAAAUUAAAAGAAGAAAUGGAAAAUUUCAGAGCCCAAGAGUUGCAAAUACAAAUAAAACUAAGAAGUGCAAAAAAAAUAGGAGAAACAGUAUGCGCAAUAGAAACAGAAGCCCUCACGGAUAAAAUGGAAAUCCUAAACAAGAAACGUAAACUAAAACAGCAUAAAGAUCGUAUCUAUAUAAACAACGAUUGGACAUCGAAAGAAAAAGAAAUACAAAAGGAAAUAACUAAAAUAGCAAAGGACGAAAGAAGCAAAGGUAAGCAAACGAAAAUCGGCUACAAGAAAUUAAUAGUGAAUGGCAAAAUCUAGAUAUGGGACGAAGAGAGAGAGAACAGCUGAGAGAAAAUUCAAAAAACUAAUAAACGAAGAACAGCGGCUGAAAUAUGAUAUUGACAUGGCAAAAAAAGACUCGGAAAUGCAAACGGUUAACGAAAACAAAAUAACGCACACAAAAUAAAGAAAGAAUCUCAAUAAGAAGAAAAGAACAAAACCCAUUAGAAUGGGCUCUUGGAAUAUUAGAACCAUGCUGGCAGCAGGUAAGAUGCAAUAAAUAGCUCUUGAAAUGAAAAAAUACCAACUAGAAAUCCUAGCCGUACAGGAAAUACGAUGGAAGAAAGAAGGAAAAAUUGAGAAGAAAAACUUUAGCAUGUAUUAUUCGGGAGAAAACAAACAGGGAACGAAUGGUACGGCAUUUAUGGUGAACAAAAAAAU
This is a messenger RNA of Diabrotica virgifera virgifera (western corn rootworm), 1795 nucleotides long. RefSeq lists its product as uncharacterized. The transcript has 2 exons. The record is from RefSeq and is a predicted model, not a curated record. Lineage: Eukaryota; Metazoa; Arthropoda; Insecta; Coleoptera; Chrysomelidae. Bases 1007 to 1393 code for a protein of 128 amino acids.